Fimicolochytrium jonesii is the source of this 1110-nucleotide messenger RNA. RefSeq names its product putative glucan binding protein. The coding region runs from base 1 to 1110 and encodes 369 amino acids. Gene Ontology annotation, biological process: carbohydrate metabolic process. The transcript is spliced from 5 exons. NCBI's taxonomy places the organism in Eukaryota, Fungi, Chytridiomycota, Chytridiomycetes, Spizellomycetales, Powellomycetaceae. The record is from RefSeq and is a predicted model, not a curated record. Gene Ontology annotation, molecular function: hydrolase activity, hydrolyzing O-glycosyl compounds.
AUGGGCCUUCUUCGCCUCAGUCGUGCUCGCCACGGAUCUUGCCCUGGCUUUGCCGCAAGCCGCGCCCAGCAUCUCCACUACCAUCGCCGUCUCUUCCGUGCCUACGUCGGCUUCGGAGCCUACAUCCACUACGACUUCCAAACCCUCAACCAAAAUGUCUGGAAACACGACAUCACCCUCUCCGGCGGCGGCAACUGGGAGUUCGAGUGGUACACUAACAACCGCACCAACUCGUUCGUCAAGAACGGGACGCUCUUCCUCAAACCCACGCUCACGGCCGACAACAUUGGCGCUGAAAAUGUCGUUAGUGGGACCACGAUGGAUUUGAAUGGGAAUGAGGCGGGGUAUCAUUGUACGGAUGCGGGGUUCUUUGGAUGUAGGAGGACGAGCGAUGGGACAAAUAUUAUCAACCCGGUUCAGAGUGCGAGGAUUAGUACUGCUGAGAGUGUGGCGAUUCAGUAUGGAAGGGUUGAAGUUAAGGCGAAGUUGCCGAAAGGAGACUGGAUCUGGCCCGCAAUCUGGCUCCUCCCCAAACGGCCCACCUACGGCAACUGGCCCGCAUCCGGCGAGAUCGACAUCAUGGAAAGCCGCGGGAACAAACCCGGCAACGCCAAAUCGCCGGGUUACGACACCAUCGGCUCGACUCUGCACUGGGGGCCCAGCUACCAGUUCAACAAGUUCGACCUGACACACAAAGAGUUCAAGCUUCCCAGCGGCAGCUUUGGGGAUGAGUUCCAUACGUUUGGAUUGGAGUGGACUCCGGAUUAUUUGAGGACGUACGUCGACGAGCCUACCAAUGUCGUGCUCGAAGUGCCCCUGAGCAAAAGCUUUUGGGACAAAGGCGGCUUCCCCACCAGCAUCAACAACCCCUGGGAAGACCAAUGCACUGCGGCCCCCUUCGACCAAGAAUUCUACCUGAUCCUCAAUGUCGCCGUGGGCGGCACAGCCUCCUACUUCCCCGACGACGCCGGCGAUAACAAACCAUGGAAAAACACGGCCGCGACCGCUGCCAAGGACUUUUGGGACGCUAAGGACCAGUGGUACAAGACUUGGGAGAAGGAUGAUGUGGCUAUGAAAGUUGAUUCGGUUAAGAUGUGGAAGAUGUGCUAG